Messenger RNA from Thermochaetoides thermophila DSM 1495, 471 nucleotides. Its product is annotated as 40S ribosomal protein uS13. Gene Ontology annotation, molecular function: RNA binding; structural constituent of ribosome. The record is from RefSeq and is a predicted model, not a curated record. Gene Ontology annotation, cellular component: ribosome; cytosol; small ribosomal subunit. NCBI's taxonomy places the organism in Eukaryota, Fungi, Ascomycota, Sordariomycetes, Sordariales, Chaetomiaceae. Bases 1 to 471 code for a protein of 156 amino acids. Gene Ontology annotation, biological process: translation. The transcript is spliced from 5 exons.
AUGUCGCUGGUGUCGGGAGAGAAGACCAACUUCAAUCACAUUCUGCGUCUGCUCAACACCAACGUUGACGGCAAGCAGAAGGUCGUCUACGCCUUGACUCAAAUCAAGGGUGUUGGUCGCCGUUACUCCAACCUUGUCUGCAAGAAGGCCGAUGUCGAUCUGAAGAAGCGGGCUGGUGAGCUCACCUCUGAAGAGCUCGAGCGCCUGGUCACGAUCAUCCAGAACCCUCUGGCCUACAAGAUCCCAACGUGGUUCCUUAACCGUCAGCGCGAUAUCGUCGAUGGUAAGGAUUCUCAGAUCCUUGCCAACGGUGUCGACUCCAAGCUCCGUGAGGACCUUGAGCGCCUGAAGAAGAUCCGCGCUCACCGUGGUCUGCGUCACUAUUGGGGUCUCCGUGUCCGUGGUCAGCACACCAAGACGACUGGUCGCCGCGGCCGGACCGUCGGUGUCUCCAAGAAGAAGGGUGGUUAA